AUAAAGAAACGCACCCCCAUGAAUUAUGAAGGGGAGCAAUCGGCUACGCUUCAGUACUCAGCAGUACCCUACCAUGGCGCCCGGCGCCUCGGUGGCCGUCCGCCGACUCCGCUUCUGGUGGUGGAGGCGAGGUAGCCGAGCUCGCGCGAUCGUCAAGCUGGGCUUCACCGCCCUCCUGCUCACCAUCUGCGCCAUCCUCAACUCCCGGUCCCGCGAGAGUGCCCUCGCCGCCGCACCUCAACCGCCCGCCGCCUCCACCGACCCCGCCCUCGUCCAUCUCACCCUCGUGCGUGACGCCAAGAAAAAAGGCGCCGUGUGUUUAGAUGGAAGUCCUCCUGGGUAUCACAUGCAGACGGGUUUCGGGUCCGGCAAGGACAGUUGGCUUAUAUUCUUAGAGGGUGGAGGUUGGUGCAAUUCUGUGGCAUCAUGCACUUCCCGCAAAAUGACUGCAUUGGGUUCUUCACAUUACAUGGAACGCCAAGUUCCUUUUGUUGGCAUUUUAAGCGACAUUCAAUCUCAAAAUCCUGAUUUCUAUAACUGGAACAAAGUCAGGGUACGAUAUUGUGAUGGUGCAUCUUAUUCUGGAAAUGUGAAAAGUGACAUUCAGAAUGGAACAAAGCUAUUCUUUAGAGGGCAGCAUAUUUGGGAAGCAAUUAUGGAUGAACUCUUAAUGAAAGGACUUGCAAAUGCUAAACAGGCCUUUCUUACAGGGUGCUCUGCUGGUGGUCUAGCUACUUUCAUACAUUGUGAAGAUUUUCGCAGACUUCUGCCUAAGGAGGUCACUGCUAAAUGUCUUGCAGAUGCUGGCUUUUUUCUUGAUGAGAUGGAUAUUUCUAAGAGAAGGUUCAUCCGAUCUUUCUAUGAUGAUGUUGUCCGCCUUCAGGAUGUAGGAAAGAAAUUUCAGGAUUGCCUUCCAAGGAUGGAACCAUCUCAGUGUUUCUUUGCACGUGAGAUUAUUAAGAACAUAAACACCCCACUCUUUAUUCUCAACCCAGCUUAUGAUGUUUGGCAGAUACAACACAUUUUGGCACCAGAAUCAUCUGAUGAUCAACAAUCAUGGCUAAGAUGCAAGCUGAACAUUCGCAAUUGUGAUUCCGACCAGAUUGAAUCCCUCCAAGGAUUCAGGGCUGCCCUGCUUGAUGCUUUGAGUGAUUUUCAACACAACAAGAAUGGGGGCAUGCUUAUAAAUUCUUGCUUUAUACACUGUCAGACAAUGAAUGGUAUCACAUGGCACUCUCCAAAUUCCCCCAAAAUUAACAAUAAGACGAUGAGUUGUUCUUCCUUCUCCUUGCAAUAAAUUUGACAAUGGCCAAAGGGGACACUGUGGAGGAAGAAGCAACCGUGGCCAAACGCAAGAAAUUAGUCUUUAUUUCCCGUGGUCCCGACAAAGGAUGACUUUUUGGUGGAAGUCUGCAGGUGCACUACAACUAUUCUAUGGUCUUUUGAAAAUUACCUUAAAGUUCCUAUAAUCCACAAGCGGUGAUACGUCUGUCCCAAAAAAAAAAUGGAUGCAUUAUUAGGCGUGCAGGAGGAUGAAGAGAGCAAAGAGAGAAGAGGAUUAGUCCCCCAUGUAAAAUAUAAAAGGGCCUGAGUGGUGUUGGAGGGAGAAGGGAAUUUUGAAUUGCUUAGGAUGAUUGCUAUACUUGGAAGAUUAUGAUGGCUUAAGAUGGGGACAAAAUCAUCAAGGUAUGGGAAAAUGGGUUGGCCAUGAGUGUUGCAAUGAUUUCAUCUAAAGGUUCUGUGGGUAUCUGUGUUUUGCCUGCUAAAGUGGAUAGGCAACUCUUAUCUCUAUACUGAUGAAAACCAUGCAUUCCCCAUGCCCUGUUCCCCUCCCAUCUAUCAACAAUUUUUGAUCAUUUUGGGUAUAUUUAUCUCCUCAUCUGACAACAAUCUCAUCUCAAUUCAUUUGCAGCAUGCAACACAAAACAUUAGAAUUUGCUAUAUAGUCCUUUUUUUCCCUUGUUCACUCCUUCAGGGACCUUGCUGCCCUUACCACUUACUC
Molecule: messenger RNA, 2002 nt
Organism: Elaeis guineensis (African oil palm)
Lineage: Eukaryota; Viridiplantae; Streptophyta; Magnoliopsida; Arecales; Arecaceae
Source: RefSeq, a predicted model, not a curated record